AUGGGGAAAAAGAGAGUGGAAACAAAGUUGGAACAGAAAAAGGAAAAAGAAAGAAAAAGACACUUAAGUGCCUUGUCUGUGUCCUUGUUUGGUGGACUCGUGCAGGUAGACUCUGCCUGCAGCUGCCAAUAUCCUUGCUACAACUACACUGUGCUGGACAAUCCAUGGAGAGCCACCAGUAAUACACUUGCUUCAGUCUUCAACUGUGACCAGUCUGUCACCUGGAGCGGCUGGUAUCGUCUCUUCAUUAACGGUCUGAGUGCUUAUAUCCCACAGACAUGUGUUGCAAGGUAUAGCUGUGGAACAGAUAUUGCACUUUGGAUUCGUGGUGGACACCCAACAGUUGAGGAUGGAGUCGUCACUCGAGAUGUCUGCGCAGGAUCAGCUGCUGUGGCUUUCAUGAGCUACAACACGAUGGAGAAUCUACUGAAGCCAGACUUCUUCAAAACAUCAAAUGACACGAUUAAAACCAUGAUGUCCACUGUGAUCUCAGCUACUCUUCCCAAAACCACCAACAAACACUACACCAACAAACCAGUCAACUUCACCUUCAGACACAUCAGAGAGUUUGAUCCCAGUGGGUCUUUGUCCUGUGUGUACUGGAAUAUCAGCGAGGAGUGGAUUGUAGAUGGUUGCUCUGUUUUAAAGACCAACAGCAGCUACACUGUGUGUUCCUGUGUUCAUCUGUCCACAUUCGCUCUCAUCAUGCAGACCAGCCCCCCACCAGAGAGUGACCCGCUGCUGGAACUGUUGAAUUUGGUGUGUGUGAUCGUGGGGCUGGUGUUCUUCAGUUUGGCCCUGUUGACCUUUGCCCUUUGUCAGUGGAGUCCUGGAGUGAAUAAUGUGGCUCGAAUCAACAUCUGCAUCAGUCUUCUGCUGGCUCACCUUCUGUUCCUGCUCACACAGCAGUUCCUGAGCCUCAUACGGCCCUCACUGAGAAUCAUCAUAACCCUCUCUCAUGAUCUCCAGGUGUUGUGUGCCGUGAUCGCAGGCCUUCUGCACUUCCUCUUUCUCUCUGGCUUUGUGUGGAUGUUCAUUGAAGCUGUGCUGCUCUACAUCUGUGUGAAGAACCUAUCACAGAUCAGAUCCAAAAAUAGGAAGGUGCUUAGCAGUGGAUUCCUGUGUGUGUUUGGAUAUGUGGUUGCUCUGGUUGUGGUGGCCGUGUCUGCUGUGGUGGAUCCUAAAGGCUACGGCAGUGAACUCUGCUGGAUUAAAACAGAUAAAGGCUUCAUCUGGAGUUUUCUGGGUCCUGUUUUUGUCAUACUAGCGUUAAACAUGAUUCUCUUCAUCAAGAUCGUCACCACUGUGAACUCGGCUCUCAAAAAUCUCAAUGUUGAAGUUUCAAAGAUGAAACAAAACAAGAUUAUGGCAUUUAAAACACUGGCUCAGUGUGUGGUUCUUGGUUGCCCCUGGAUUCUGGGUUUCUUCACUAAUGGCAGUAAGGAGCUGGAGAUCCUCUUCCUGAUCUUGAACUCCCAGCAGGGAACCUUCAUCUUUCUGAUCUACUGUGUCCUCAAUAAUGAGGUCAGGCAGCAGUACAGGAAGUUCUUCAGAUGUCUUUGCUGUGACAAACAACACUGAGGACUACAGCAUCAUGUUCAGGAAGGAAUACAUAUUUUUUUAUUAAAUGUUGAAAAAAAAAAAAAAAACUC
Messenger RNA from Cyprinus carpio (common carp), 1652 nucleotides. RefSeq names its product putative adhesion G protein-coupled receptor E4P. Gene Ontology annotation, biological process: cell surface receptor signaling pathway; adenylate cyclase-activating G protein-coupled receptor signaling pathway. The coding region runs from base 1 to 1581 and encodes 526 amino acids. Lineage: Eukaryota; Metazoa; Chordata; Actinopteri; Cypriniformes; Cyprinidae. The record is from RefSeq and is a predicted model, not a curated record. The transcript is spliced from 10 exons. Gene Ontology annotation, cellular component: membrane. Gene Ontology annotation, molecular function: G protein-coupled receptor activity.